Molecule: messenger RNA, 7911 nt
Organism: Nilaparvata lugens (brown planthopper)
Lineage: Eukaryota; Metazoa; Arthropoda; Insecta; Hemiptera; Delphacidae
Gene: Hmt4-20
Product: histone-lysine N-methyltransferase set9
Exons: 7
Coding region: 462-2570 (702 amino acids)
Cellular component (GO): nucleus
Molecular function (GO): protein binding; histone H4K20 methyltransferase activity
Source: RefSeq, a predicted model, not a curated record
AAAAAAUAAAAGAAUUGAUUGAAUGAUAUUUUUAAUACAUCGUGUAACUCAGCUUUAAUUGAUAACAAAGAAGACUAUAGUAGAUCUGUAGCUUCCUAAGCUUACUAUUCGAUCCGAAGACUAGCACUGCCAUGAUUGAUUUCGAGCGUCUCUCAUUUCAUGUUACUGGAUUCAAAAUCCUUGUUACAAUGCUAGUGUAUUGAUAUAUGUUAUUUAAAAAUGUGUUCACUGUUGAAAUCAAUGUUUUUAUAGUGUGAAUUUAUAGUGUAAUUAAAACAAUGUGUUUUUAUAUUCCAAAACUAAUGAGAGAAAAGUGUCGUUGUGUAGCCAAGACUUGCCAAACGGGAAAGAAGUUCAAUGGCUAGUUACUUUAUACAUAAUAUUAGGCCAGUGACUGAAAGGCAAUUCCUUUUUCCUAGUUUUGUGUAUCACUUGAAUCGGAUAAAGUGAGAGGAGACAAGAUGGUGGUGGACUCGGGGAUGCGACACUUGAACAAGUUGCCUCCAACGGGAAUGACCCCAAAGGAGUUGUCAGACAAUGACGAUCUGGCAACAUCGCUUGUACUCGAUCCCUAUCUGGGAAUAGUUACACAUAAGAUGAAUAUAAGGUAUCGCCCUUUAAAAGCCGACAAAGAAGAACUGAAAAAAAUAAUUGGAGAUUUCGUUAAAACGCAAGAUUAUGGGAAAACGUAUUCAAAGUUGUUGGCGGGAGACUGGAUGCCCAGGAGUCCCACUCAUCUUAGAAAUAAGCUUCAACAACAUCGGCUUGAGGAGCAUAUUUAUCGAUAUUUGAGGGUGUUUGACAAGGACUCGGGGUUUGUUAUAGAGCCGUGUUACAGAUAUUCACUGGAGGGUCAGCAGGGAGCCAAAAUUUCUGCCACUAAGAAAUGGUUUAAAAACGAAAAAAUCUCCUCACUGGUCGGCUGCAUAGCAGAACUAACGGAAGAGGAAGAGGCUCAGCUACUGCAUCCGGGUAAAAAUGACUUUUCAGUCAUGUUCAGUUGUCGCAAAAACUGUGCUCAGCUUUGGCUCGGACCAGCUGCUUUCAUCAAUCACGAUUGUCGAGCUAACUGCAAGUUUGUUGCAACUGGUCGUGAUACAGCUUGCGUGAAAGCACUGAGAGAUAUUGAGUGCGGCGAAGAGAUCACCUGCUUCUAUGGCGAGGACUUCUUUGGUGAGGGCAACGAGUACUGUGAAUGUGAAACAUGCGAGAGGAGAGGUACCGGUGCUUAUGCUAAGGACAAACAAUCUAAGACUGAAGAGACGGCGGUGGUGAACGGCUACAGGCUGCGUGAGACUGAUAAUCGAAUAAACCGGACAAAACGCUGCGACAAGCCGCCGUCGGCUGCCAACAAGACGGACCGCCAACAAGAUGGACCACCUCCACCGCGAUUAGAGAGUCCACCACCUCCACCCUCCUCGCCACCGCCUGCACACACGCCACUCAGCAUACGUGAGCUGCGGCAAAAGGGUAUGACCAAGUACGACGCCGAAAUACUCAUUGCUCAGGGCUGCAAGUUCUCCGAUCCCAACGGCAAGAUGUCAACAGCCAGAGAACAUCCUCCGUCGGAGAGUGAGACUGACACGAACCGCGCCCUGAGACUGAGGCCGCAGCGCCGCAAACGUGAGUCGACCAGUGACGAGUGUCCACCCUUACCUCCCGACCCUCCCUCCGUCACCAAACGCAUGUCCCUGCGAAACCACAAACGCUUAUCAGAACCUGUGAUAGACUCAUCAACUGUGAUGCGCGAAAAAGUGAACAAUAGCAACAGCGAGCUUGACAACCGAUUAAAUGUCAGAACUACAGUGGAUGCGAAAGAAUCUGCGGUCAGCGUUCGAGAAGCCAAAACAAAACGAACUGAAUCGUCAAAAAAGGAAAACGACAACUUGUCGUCGUUUGCGUCGAGGUGUAGGCAAACAAUAUCUAGGAAAAUUGAGUCUGAAGAGAGAAAGAGUGUUGUGCGUCAUGCUAACGGUCGGUUCGCCAGUACGACCCGCAAGUCGUCAAUCUGUGGUGUAAAAAACAACAUUUCAACUAGUGAUUUGAUAGAGAAUUCAAUUGGGGAAGGUGUAGAGUGUUCGAAAGUGGAAAGUGAAAAGCCGGUGGGAAAUAAAAAAGACGUGUACGAGUUUGACGAUCAGGACGAGGGUGGGGAGAGUGAGCCGGUGACGUUGCGCCGUGCAGUGGCGACGCCGACGCCCCCGACGCCCAAGGCGCCACCGCUCAAGCUGACUCUGCGCAUGAAGCGCAGUCCCGUGCUCGACGAGGUCAUCGAGUCUGGCAUCAGCUGGAGCGAGGACUCGUACGAGCCAGAGUACGAGGUGUUGCGAGUCGAGGGUGUCGACAACCACUUGGAGGAGGCCGGCGUCGGCGCACGGGUGCGACGCAAGAAGAAGCGCAAGAGCAGAGACCGCGAGAAGCGGCGUCACAAGGGGGAGGGCGAUUACUCGUCGUCACCUAGCCCCCCCUUGGUGUCGCGGCCCCCCCUCAAGCGAGUCAAGCUGAUAUUCGGCGACGAGAGCCGCACCAUCGACAUUCCCUCGUUGACUGAAGCCACGUCGGUCACCUGAUGAUGGGCCCGCCCCCGGAGGCGACUGCCGCGUUCCCGCCUCCGCAUCCGGGCACCGCAGUGUCGCCACUGUUUCUGCCAAUCUGCCUAGUUUGCUGCUGCUGCUGCUGCUGCUGCUGUUGCUGCUCUCAAAUGUACAUUUCUAUUGUCUACUGUGAUUGGCACAGAUUAUUUAUCACUGCUUCAUCAGCAAUAAUUUACUGUUUAUUGGUCAGCCAUUGGGCCUGGCACACAUCACAAUCAUUCUUAUCUUUUAUAACAUAUUACAAAACAUCAAUGAAUUUGGACAACCUUUUUAAAUACUGAUCAAAAACUUUAUCCUAAGCUGAGAGAAUUACUCUAUCUCAUCCUAUUCCUAUUUUCGACCUGAAAAAUAAAUUUUUCCAAAAUACAAAAAACCUUCCCAUGUUUGUAACGCUAAAUCUUAUACGUUAAAUAGGAAAAAACGCACAUAGAUUGACCUUCCAAUACGUAAGGAUUAUUCCAAUCUCAAUUCAACAAAAAGUUAUUAUCACAUACCCAAGUUUGUGUGUGCUUCAUCCGGGCUCAAUGUGAUAUUAAACGACCCAAACUGAUAAAAACUGAAUGUUUCAAAAAAAUUAAUUUUCUAUUUAUCUAAUCCUUGAUGUGAUUGAUCAAUAUUGUUUUUAUUAUUAUUUAGUUACUACUACUAUAUUUUUUGUUGAUCGUCAAGAAAAUAUCAAUUCUAGUGGCCCUUGGAAACAAUUUUGACUAAUGCAGUUCAUGCAUUAUUGAAUUUUGUUUCUCUGGAAUUUUCAGAGUAGGCUAGUUACAUUCUUCGUAUAGUUUGAAAUAAAUCUAUUGCAUUAAAGCAAUAUUGUUGCUAUCGAAGCAUCUAAAUUCUCAAUGAAUUGAUAGGCAGUAAAAUGCUAACUCUGAAGCAGUAGAUAAUGUGUCCCCUUCGUAAAAAUUACUUAGGUUGUAAAUUUAGUGUAAAAAAGAAUCAAUCCUUCAAUGUACACAAUUCUGUUAACUUGAUAAAUUGAAAAUCUUGCAGAUAGUUUUUCUGUUAUGUUUAUAUCUCGUUUAUGAAUUUUAAGAGAUAGAUCACCCAAUCGCUAUAAGCUAAUUUGUUUUAAAAAAGUUUACUAUUGCAGGCGAUUGUAACAUAUAGUCAAGUCCACGUUCUUAUGGCAGUUUGAUUAGCAUUGAUUUUGCUGUCUUUGUUUAUCAUUCGACAAAGCAGUUAGCGCCUUCCUUUUCUACCUCUGCAACGUUUCCAAAUCGUUUUUCAAUUUUGUAGGAAUAUAAUUAACAAAAUGUUUAAUCUCAAUUAUGAAAAUUAUUAUAAAACCAUUGAAACAUGACUGUAUUUCGUGGGCAAAUAUAAUAUUAUCGAAUAUAUCAAACAGAAAUGAGCAGUUAAUAUUCAAUCAGAUAUACCGUUAUCAGCUAUAUUUUAUACAAGAGGAAGGCAUUAGCAAGGUAGAGAAUUGGCAACGCUGUUCUCCUAUCUUUCUCCACUGCCAUUAUAACGUCAACCUCACUAUAGUGAGAUAAACACUAUAAAGUCUGUGGAAAUGAUAGGGACGCUGCAACAUUUCGAGUUUCCACCGUCUUCUAGACGUACAUAGCUGUCAUUCAUUUAGUCCGAUAUAAGUGAGUGAAAUAAUAUUAAUUUUUGAAUCUUGAUAUUUUGAAUGAUCAAUUCUAAUUCUGUCUUGAAUAUAUUCUUUUCAUCAAGAAAAUAUAUUUAUUCUAAUUUAAUAAUGCAUUUCUUUAAUAAUUAAGAUUGAAAAUACUGGUUGUUAAUUAUAUAUCGUAGAGUACCGUGCAAACAAUUUGGCAUCAUUGCUGAGGUAGAAAAGAAUAGAGCUAUGUGCUUUGUCUAAUGACAGACAAGGACAGAAAAUUAAUUUUAAUCAGGUACUAACUUUAUAUCGUUGAUAUCACGAUAGAAAUAAAUUUGCUGUAAUUAGUCUCGAAUCUGUCUCGGUUCUAUAAUGUGAAUUAAGUCUUUUUUGUCUCAACUCUUGACUGAUGAAGUGCAUUUUUCAUGUCACUCAUUUGAAGAUUUGCAGUGUAUGGUACUUUUGUACUUUUAUUAUUAGGAGUGAUGCCCUAUAAUUUUGUUCAGUAACUUCCUUUGUCAAUUUUUAUUUUGGUGCAAUAAGGAUAUUUUAUUGGAUCAUAGAUUAUAAUAUCCAAAAAUAGGUUGAAAAUGGCACAAUAAUAUUGUUAUUUCUAAUACUGUAUUGAUUAUCGUAGAUAGUUGAUAUAGUGAAGUAGAGGAAAAUAUUUUCAAAUUAUUUAUCUGAUCUUCGAUAUUAUUUAUACCAUUGAAUCAUGAAUAUUGUAUAUUUCCUACACUUACUAAAAUUAGUUUUCAAUUACAUUAUGUGAAUUUAUUAUAUCAGUUUGAAUUUAACUGAUGGAAUUUACAUAUUUGCAAAUUUUAAUCAUUCGUUUAAACUAUUUCAUAUACGGUACUAUUAGUGUCAAAAAGUUGCCGGAUUCUAUCUCUGGGGACAGACUUUAACUCUUAACUAGGAAUAUUGUUCUCUGCAACAUUUGAUUCUGUAGUCGAGACCAAUGUGCUGCGGCGCAAGUGUUGUGGUUUCCUACCACAUUGAUUACUCAUCUCUUUACCUCUCUUCUAACUUAUGAAUAAAGAUAGAAAGAUUCUGAUUUUGAUCCAGGACCCCCAAAUUCUACAUGUUCAAGUUAGAUUUCCGACAAUAGCCAAAAAUAAGGGAGUUUUGGUUACAUAUUACGAGGGUUAUCUCUAAAGUAAAGACCGUUUAGUUGUAAAAAAAUAUGUUCAAACAAAGUGAUACAGAAUGAAAUACACAACUUACAUUAGUGCUCUACAUAGUCACCAUAUGAAUUGAGACAUUUGUCAUAGCGAUUCACCAGCUUUAAUAUACCCUCGUCGUAUUCUUCUGCCGCCAGUUCAUUUAGCCAUCGAUUCACGGCAUCUUUGAGUUCGUCAUCACCCGCGAAUUGCUUACCUCCCAAAAAUUCUUUCAAUUUGCCAAACAAAUGGUAAUCUAAAGGUGCCAAAUCUGGACUGUAUGGUGGGUGACUGAAAAUUUCCCAUCCAAAUCUGUUCAGUAAAUCGAGCGUCUUACCAGCCACAUUUGGGCGAGCAUUAUCGUGCAACAGUAUGAUGCCGUCGGUUAGUUGUCCGCGGUGGCGAUUCUGAAUGGCACGCCGUAACUUGAAGAGUGUUUCACAGUAAUAUUCUGCAUUUACAGUCGUUUUCACCAUACACAGUAACCAACUGCCUAUAAAUUUCGACCGGUUUAACGUUUUGAUGGUUUAAAAAACGUAUCACUCCACGAAUUUCACAAUCAGCGGCAACAUCAAUUGUCUCAUUCAUUUCUAAACGCUAUAACUGAAACGUAAAUAAAGAUAGAACAACGCGACAAAUGGCAGACAACAAUGCAGUGUGUAUAUUACGAGACUGGAUUCAGCCGACACAGGUUAGCCAACCUCACGGCGAGAAAUUUCCCAACGGUCUUUACUUUAGAGAUAACCUCUCGUAUAUUUUAUAGUGCUGAAGAACACUAGAGCUCUGUUGUAAGAUAACGUCUACGAUGUCAUUGCACCCAUUUCAUUGUCAUUCCAUGCAGUUUGCGCCGACAUGGAAACAACAGACGAAAAGUUGGAAAAAUUGCUCUAACGUACCGGCACAGCUCUCCGUGUUAUUAUAUUGCAAAUUGCCAGAUUGGAAACUAGGCUUUAACAAUUGCCUGUCCAUUAUCAAUACAGUUAUAAAUUGCCUUAACAAUUGUAACUGAGAAAUAAGUCCUCUGCUAAUUAGUACUAAAAAUGGAGGAAAAACUCUACUUGAAAUCUCACCGCUUGUCUUUGAUGAUAAAAGGAAGCUCUUAAACUCUAGCAGUACUAUUGAUACGAUAUUAUAUUAUGAUAUACUUCAACAAUUACAAAUCCAUUUUUUUAUUAGGUAAAAAUAAAUUUGUUUCAUAUUUAUUGAGCUUUAAAGCGUAAAACCUACGCUAAUAUAGGAUAGUUAUAAAACUCAUUACAUCACAUUUCAAAAAUGAAUAAUUUUUUUUUUAUUUGGUAAAACAUACUCUUUAUAUGUCAUUUUAUGAUGUGCAAAUUUGUUUUGAGUACUUAGCUUGUAAUUUUAUUUAUGUAAGUUAUUACUGUGUUAAUUUCAGUGUGCUACAUGAAAUUUAUUGAAAUAAUUUCAAAUGACUGUGGUUCGUAGCCCACCUAAAACUGUAUCUUCAUUCAUCUUUUAUUGUCAUAUAUCUGUUUAUUACCUUUACACAGUUCAGAUUAACGUAGACACAAGAACCAUGAUUUCAUUAUUUAUAAAAUCGUCUGUAAUGUCUAGUCAAAUUUAGUUGAAAAUGAUGAAUGCAAUUUUAUAAUAUUUCUACUUUGAUCUACUUGAAGUAGAUAGUGGUUCACAUACAAUAUUUAUUGUUUUUCUUGACCUGUAUUUUACAAUACCAUUCCUAUUGGUUUGGAUUUCUUUGUAUUUAUUUUUAAUAGUAAUUUUUAUUGCAUUAUCACUUUCGAAUAUGAUUGUUUGUAACGUCCCAUGAGCCAUGACUAUAUCGUUGGCAGGCUCAAGCUGGUUUUACUCUAUUACUCUUAAAAUCAUCCAUUUAAUUUCGAGAAGAGUGGUCAUGAAAUCAUUGUUAUUGAUGAGAUUACUGAUCACCUACCAUUUUUUCAUAUCUUAGCUGUGUUAUUUUAAAUCAAAGUGAAGAAAACUGAAAACAUUUUCUAGUGUUAUAGAAUUUCUUAGGAAUAUAUUACUAUGUUUAUGCUAAUGUUGUGAUUGAAGCCUAUUGCACGUUUUUCUACUUACAAAAAGUAUCUUGAAAAUCAACCAAUCCUUUGUUUCAUUCAAUUCAAUUCCAAAUGUUUACAAGGUUUAAUAAGUUUUUUACUGAAAUAUAUGAAUUCUAUGAUGUCUACCGUUAUUAAAACUUUCUUCAUUCGACUAGAUAGGAUUAAGAUGUUGAAAAUUGUACGGAGCUUGCUCCAUUCAAUUAACAGUUUAAAUUGUUUUGUUAUUUAGAAAAUACUCACUACCCUAUUCUUGAGAAGAUUUCUUGAUCUUAAUGCUUUUCUUCAUUGAGUUAGUUUGUUCAAAUUCUUGUUAGUUGAAUUAAAAAAUAAUAGAAUCUAAAUAUAAACGCACUUGAUUCUAGUUUUACUGACUGAAUCGUUUAUUGUAAAUACAGUAUUCGAUAAAUAUAAAUAUUGAGACAUGGAUAAAAAUAAUUCAACUAAUGUAUUGUUCCUAUUAUAGCAUCAGUCAUAAAUUGUAAUCAAUUCUCUGAUCGUACUCUUAGCAUUCAUUUAAUAAAGAUGAUCUAUAAGUUUUCUAAAAA